Messenger RNA from Gigantopelta aegis, 1298 nucleotides. Its product is annotated as retinol-binding protein 4-like. The coding region runs from base 25 to 855 and encodes 276 amino acids. The transcript is spliced from 7 exons. Gene Ontology annotation, molecular function: calcium ion binding; pigment binding; retinoid binding. NCBI's taxonomy places the organism in Eukaryota, Metazoa, Mollusca, Gastropoda, Neomphalida, Peltospiridae. The record is from RefSeq and is a predicted model, not a curated record.
UUGCUUCCCUGGCUACUGGCUAGUAUGUGGGUCAUCGUUCACAGCGGUAUGGCGGGCGAAGAUAUGUUCAGGUCGAAGUUUGUGUUUUAUUUCUUUAUCUGUGUUACGUCAAUGAUUCAAAAUGUCAAUAGCAAGGAUUGUAACGUGCACAACAUCACCGUACAACCUGAUUUCGAUCUCCAGAAAUAUGCCGGAACAUGGUAUGAGAUGAAGUGGUUGGCAACUGUUUACAUUCCACCAAAUCAGCUUUACCAAGACUACCGACACAUCUACACGUAUGCUGGUCGUGGCGAGAACGUUACUGUUGACAUUGCAGGGAGAGAUCCAGCUAAUAUUAACAAGUGUUUUUAUAACACAGCACGUUUGAUGGAGACAGACGAUGAUGCAAAAAUGGUGUUUGCUACGGUCAAAGAACGCUAUUCUUACUGGGUGGUGAAGACGGACUACACGAGUUACGCAGUGGUUUACGGAUGUUACAGCGUAACCAGUGACGGGGCAUGCAAUGGAACCAGAUCGUGGAUUUGGAGUCGGACGAAAACCUUAUCACAAGAUAAAAUGGCCAUUGCGGAAACGGUUAUAUCCGAGACACUCUGUGUAAACCAGUCGUUGUAUCUCAGUACACAACACAACAACGGAUGCCCACCUGAAAUAGAUGAAUGUGUACAAGGGAAAGACAACUGCCACCUCAACGCCACAUGUUCUAACACACUUGGAUCGUUCACGUGCUCGUGCAAGAAAGGUUACAGCGGCAAUGGAGUCGAGUGUACUGUUUCAGCUGCAAACACUGACGCUGUGUCGAGAAGAUGGCUGCUGUUAUGUCUUGUGUUUGUCCUUGUCGGUCUCCCCGCUCCGUAGUAAAACGGACACAGCGAGAACAUUACAUCUAAAACAAUUCACGACUGCCAUUUGUAAUCAAAAAUAUAUAGUAGUUUCUUAUUCUAUUUAUUUAUAGUGUGUAUACCACAAAAUCAAAUACUGCAGGCGACAAUAGUUACAUACUCGUCUAAAACUGCUUCACGCAUAUUGUAAAUAAACCCUGACUUUCAUAGAAAACAAAUUUGAGGCAAUAAGCUGCAUGUUUCAGAUAUAACGAGAAGCCUACUUGACUAAUCUAGUGUCUCCCAAAAAUUGUCGCUUUAAUUUUAGUAGGGCAAGCACAAUAGUAGCUGGUACAAUGAUGCUAGUCCAUAAUAAAUUACAGACAUUUACUGGCCAGAUGAACCAACAUUUUAUAUGUGUGUAGCUAGGACAUUGAUACUAAUUCAAAUUAAAUUAUAGGACUUAACUGGACACAUGAA